AUCAAAACAAACCCAGCGGACGAAGUGGAUCAGGGAAGGAAACGCCGCGGCCGCCUGCCUGUCCGCCCGCUAGCCCGGGGUCCCGACCAUGCCGACUGCUCCUGGCAGCUGCGACCUGCUACCGAGGAUGAAGACAUCGGCGGCUCCUGGAUGGGUCUGGCCUGAGAUUUAGACGUUUACCGUUCUUGCCGCAAGACCCCUGUUGUUGACUUCCCGUUGCCGGGGAGAGGGACGUGGGUAGCUGGUCGUUUUGCCCCUGUUGGCGGUGCCCACUCUCAGACUCGGUCAUGCCACAGCCCAAUGCGCGUGGGAUGGAGCCUGCAUUCGCCGAUGCUUUCAGAAACACCAGCUCAUGUAACUCCACCGAUCACACUGCAGCCAGCCCUGACUCCAGCCCUGACUCCUGCUUCCUGUAUGAACAGGGGCGGCGCUUGGCCUACACCGCCAGCUCCAGGAAUGACCUGCUGAGCCUGAGCCUGUACCAGACCCCCAUGAGGGAGAAGAUCGACCUGCUGAGCGACCUCGUGGACGACGAGCCCGCCGACAGCGGCCACGGCGAGCGCUGGGACGUGGCGGCCCUGGACGACUUCACCAGGUUCGCCAAGGCCGACCUCUGGAGCACCAAGGAGAUGGACCUUCUGGGCUUGGACCAGAGUGCAAGUCCUUACCAGAACGAGGCCAGGCUUUCUCAGACGCCCACGCUGGCCGAACUCAAUGCCGUGGACUCCCAGCCCGUGCCUGACUCCUGGUGCCUCCUACGGACUGGUCGGGAGGAUUCCCCGUUUUCUGGUAGACCUGAAGUCGCCGGUAGAACCAUGGAGUCCUCCAGAAAGCCCAACGCAAUGGACUCCUUACAGUCGGAAGGUGUUGUAUUCCUCCAGAGAAGGGAACAGCAACUGGCCAACUUGAAGACCACCAUGCCCAAGGACAAUGAGCCAUGUCCCGUACAUCCUGAAGCCCCCCCCACAUCUGAGGACCGCGCCCUUGGUGACCGACCGCCCCGUCCCAGCCACCCGUCUGUCGCCGUGCCGGGUCAGGAAGAAGGGACAGCCGGUGACCGAGUGGGACCGAGACCCUGGAGACAGCCCGAGGGUUCGGUGGAGGCGGGCAGCGUAGCCCUGGAGGAUUGCAGGCGGGACGAGGGAGAUGGGCGGAGGUACCGGACCCCGUCCCCCGCCUGGCGAGAGAGCGGGGAGCCCAGGCCGGAUGCGGGGGGGGAGGUGAACUACGACGAGCACAACUACUCCUUGUUCAGCGUGGAGGGGCUGGGCCUGCAGCCGGACGACGGGAGGUCCGAGCUGGAGGACGGCUCCGACACUGACCAGGACGGCAGUCAGAACGAAGACGAGGAGGGCGAAGACUAUGACGAAGAUAAAGACGACUUCAGUGACUAUCUCUCCGACGCAGGAAAUGAGCUGGAGGUUUGUGCCGACGUUGCCUUGGACAUGGGCGGGAGGAGACUGAAGCGCCGUUACUUCUGGGAGUACAGUGACAGCCACUCCACGCCCAGCAAACAGGAACGUAUCCUGCAGCCCUCCGAAUGGGACUCCUCCACAUUGCCCAGUAACGUGUACCUGAAGGAGAACGGGGUCGGGCAAGGACGGAGAAUGGGGAAGAAAUCUCGUCGCACGGACGUCGAUGACUUGACCCCCAACCCCCGCAAGCUGCUCUACAUCGGCGACGAGCUGAAGAAGCUCAACAAGGUGAUCGAGGAGCUGAGGCCCGUGAGUGAACUGCCCCUCAACGUCCGGCCUCGCUCCAGGAAGGAGAAGAAUAAACUGGCCUCCAGGGCCUGCAGGUUAAAGAAGAAAGCACAGCACGAGGCCAACAAAAUCAAACUGUGGGGGCUGAACAUUGAGCAUGACAAUUUGCUGCAGGUUAUUGUUGCGAUCAAGAAUCAGAUAAUGCGGCGGGUGGAGCAGCGCAGAGGCGGGACGCAGGAGGAGAGCAUGGCGGGGAAGCUGCAGGCACUGCUGCACAGCACAGUGGGGCGCUCUGUGGCGGGACACGCGUCGGAGUUCGUGAGCGAGGUGCUGGAGAAGGUGUCGGUGGGAGAGGCGGAGGGCAACCUGAGCUGGCGCCUGUCACCCUGGACCUGACCUCUCUGCCUUGGACUCACAACGCGCGGACAGGGGAUGGGACUAUUGCCAGCCCCCUCCCUCUCCCCACCGCCAACGUACCCGCUGACUGUCUCUCACCCGCUGGGUAGGAGAGGUGGAGGUUUGUUUGGCAUUUUCCCCCACCUCCCCAAUUCAUCAUCCCUCCCUCCUCUCCCUUCCCCUCUUUCCCCCCAUGCCCUCAUCACACUCCCUUUCUCCCUACCACUCCUCUCUCUCUCUCUCCCUCCCCUCCUCCCUACCUCUCCACUCCUCCCUUCCAGUUCCUCUGUUGUCCCGUCCAGAAGGGGUUGAGCAGACCAGCGGAGAGCUCUCGGGAUGGGACGGUCAACGUUACAUCUGAACACAUUGUAGACGAUGCCUCUGCCAACUCUUCCAAUGGUCUGGGUACAUCUGGUUGUCCCGAAGCAACGAUGGGUGUGUGUCUGCACACUGGUCCCUCUCUCACGCACGUUGCUGAAUAUUCUCCUGGGACGACGUUACUUCUGGAAUAUUCCAACUCCGGCGGGAAGAAACUUUCCAAGAUGCCUCGACUCUCUCCGGUCGUUCUUUCCCCAACUUGUUAUCUUUUAAUUUAUUUCCCGAUGCUUUCGGUGAGAGCGUUUUUUUGUUGUUGAUUUUUUUAAAAUGUUGCUUUAAAUGAACUCCCUCGCUGAUCCCGUCGGAGAGAACGCGGGGCGGGAUUUUAGGGGGUGGGGGAGAAAAGGGAAGUGACCAGAUUUGUGGAGGGUGAGGCAGGGUGGGGUCUGCACUGUCCAAACCCCAGAGGGUUAAUGUCAAAGAUGGGCAGAGUUUGAGGGUGGGGAUUUAUACAGUGAGCACUGUGAACUGUGCAGCACCACUGGUGUCACGGUUGAUCCCUGAUUUGUUGUUUUAUAUUUGAGCACUUUAAUUUUGUAGCAGAAGGAUUCGCUGUCACAGGUGAUGGGU
This is a messenger RNA of Leucoraja erinaceus (little skate), 3047 nucleotides long. Its product is annotated as CREB3 regulatory factor-like. NCBI's taxonomy places the organism in Eukaryota, Metazoa, Chordata, Chondrichthyes, Rajiformes, Rajidae. Gene Ontology annotation, cellular component: nucleus. The transcript is spliced from 9 exons. Gene Ontology annotation, molecular function: RNA polymerase II transcription regulatory region sequence-specific DNA binding; DNA-binding transcription factor activity, RNA polymerase II-specific. Gene Ontology annotation, biological process: response to unfolded protein; regulation of transcription by RNA polymerase II. The record is from RefSeq and is a predicted model, not a curated record. The coding region runs from base 288 to 2099 and encodes 603 amino acids.